Messenger RNA from Sungouiella intermedia, 2016 nucleotides. The record is from the annotation of a GenBank genome assembly. NCBI's taxonomy places the organism in Eukaryota, Fungi, Ascomycota, Pichiomycetes, Serinales, Metschnikowiaceae.
AUGUCUGCUCCACUACUUAACAGAUCGAAGUUUUCUUCCGUCAAUCCUGAUGGAGAAGCGCAGCUUGAACAGGCAGUGUUGAACACUUACGACUCAGUAGUUGGUGGUACUAGUGACAUUGACGACGAUGCUGAAUGGCUAAGGGAACAGCGGAACUCCCACAAAUCGCUCCAUUGGCUUCGUAGGCCAUCGGUGGUAAUGAUUGGUCUCUGUCUCUUCUUGCAUGCGUUUGCUUUCUCAUGUGCUGAAGGUACUCGCCAGAUGAUUCAAUUGAAGUUGGCGUGCAAUUAUGUGCUGAAAAAUAACGGUGGCAAUACAUGUGAUCCCACAGAGACCCAAGUUUUGGUGUCUGGGCUCCAGCAGGCCUACGCUAUUGCUGGAGGUAUUACUACCAUCUUUGCUUCAGGCAAGAUCGGGCCACUUUCUGAUCAGCACGGACGGAAGGUGUUUCUUGCGCUUAUUGUGUUGUUUCUGGUGCUCGGAAAGGCCAUGCGCUACAUUAUCAUGACUACCUUCCCUGAGCUCCAUUUUGAAUUGAUGGUGCUUUCUGAGAUGUUAGCUAACUUGUGUGGAGGUGUGGUUACCAUGGUCACCUUGGCCAGCUGCUACGUUAGUGACAUUGCCGAGGCCCACCAGCGUACGUACUACUUGGGUAUUAACGUUGCGUCUCUUUUCGUAGGGUUUUCCGUGGGUCCUUUGGCUGGUAAUAUGAUUCUUGCCUGGGCUCUGAAAGCUGGUUUAAGUUCGCUUCACAUGAAGGCUGCUGAACAGUUCAACAAGGCACUCUCCUCUGGAGAUCUGGCUUCGUACUCGGCAAUUGAGCCGUGGGAGUUUCUUCCCAUUAAAGUUGAGUUGGGAAUUUGCAUCGCCAUCAUUCUUUUUAUCAUAUUGGUGCUUCCCGAAUCGAGAACUGAAGGCGCCCGCAGAAUGUCUCGCUCACUUUCUCGCUCACUGCUGAUCUCAUCUUUUAAUUCAGAAUUUCCCGACUCGGGAUCCCUGUCCCGGAUGUUGGAGAUGUUCAACUUUCUUCGUCCACUCAGACUAAUUCUGUAUCCUAAAGAUGUCGUUACCAGACUGAGACACCCAGUAAUUUCAUCGUACCGUGUUGCCGUCACAUUGUUGGUCGUUGCGGAGUGUUUGAUGACGACCAUCUCUAUUCCUAUGAGUGAAAUCUAUGUUCUUUACGGAAUCUUCCGGUUUGGCUGGAAUACUCAAGAUAUUGGACACCUUCUCGCUGUUGCCUGCUCGUCCAGAGCAUUUGCACUUAUGGUCCUCUCGCCUAUAAUCAGUAGACAAGUGUUCCAGAAGUUCAUGGGGCUUCGUAUAAACACCACCAGGUUCGACCACGUCGAUUUCUCCAUGGUGAUGUUCUCGUUCGUCAUUGAGAUUGCUGGAAUGUUGGCGUUCAGUGUAGCACCCACGGGUGGUGUGUUUCUUGCGGUUUCCUCUUUAACCUCGUUGAGUGCAAUGGCAAGUCCUGCUCUCAAUUCCUCCAUUGUGAAGUUCUUCCCUGAACUGAAGAUCGGCGAAUUAUUUGGAGCCAUUGCGUUGGUGAAGAAUGUACUCCAGAUUUUGGUUCCAGUGCUCAUUCUCGGAAUAUACAAGAACUCGUUGACGAAAUGGCACUUGCCACAAGUUGUGUUCUGGCUGGUUUCUUCAGUGUUCGUUGUUGGGUUGGGUGCUGUGUGGUAUGUGAACCAUGUGUUGGACAGGGCAGACGAGGAGGUGAAGCAUCUUACGGAGCCUGUGGAGUCCAGACGUGCCAAGACGUUUGGACCUCCACCACUCGACGAUUUUGGCUUUCUGCCGGAAAUAACCGUUGAUUCAGACUUGGGCUCCGCUCCAGGAAGUGCUGACUCACUGCUACAGGCUCUGCCAGUUUCUCACCGUAUCUCGUCGAGAUAUCUUGGCUCUCCAACGCCUGAAGGUGACGACUUUUUAGCUUUCAACAGGAAACUGUUCUACCAGAACCUUAAUAACAGCUCGCAGUACUUGCGCCGAGACAGUUUCUCCUGA